AUUUUUUUUUAUUUCGAGAAACUUAUUAUGUCAUUAAAUUCUCGAAUUUGUUUACUGCGAAAAAUAAAUACAAGAUGGUCUCCGCUUCCACAACUGCUUCAAGUUGUUCUCAGUUAUUAAGACAAUGCGAAGCAUUGAAGGCUGCCAUUCUUGGAAAAUCAAAUGAAGCUACAAACGUUUUAUCAGAUGAAUUUGUAUCUAGGCAAAGACUAGAAACUAUUUACAAAAAUCUCCUACUCACCGACAUCCAAUUUGCUCUUGAUAAUAAAGUGGAACUUGAACUAUGGAACCAUGCAUUUAAAGGGCACAUAGAUAUUUUAAGACAAAGAAUAAAAGAAAAAAAGCUGAACACUGAAAAGAAUGAACUGCAAGCAAAACUUUCAUUGUUCAUUGAUACAUCAAGUGGUUUUUAUUUUCAAUUGCUUCAAGAUUUUUGUGAGCGUUAUGAUUUGGAUUUACCAUAUCAUGGUAAAGCAAGUCAGUUUGGAAUUUUAAAUGUCAAUAAAAAGUUAUACUCGGGGACAAAACCAAAGAUGAAUUCCUGCUUAUAUAUUUGUCAAGAUUGCUUGGUUCAUCUUGGAGAUCUAGCUCGUUAUCGAAAUGACCUUCAACAUGCAAAUGCUUUUUAUGAAUUGGCUGCAAAGAUUCUUCCAGGAAACGGUCAGCCAUAUAACCAGUUAGCAAUUUUGGCCAGUGCAAGAAACAAUACACUUCUUGUGGUUUUUUACUAUUUAAAAAGCAUUUCAGUUGCAAAUCCUUUUCCAGCUGCGUCUUCAAAUUUAUUGAAGACAUUAAGUCAAAUUUGCAGCAAGCCUAACUAUAGUAUUUUAGGUAAAUCUAUGGGGUUGACUGUUGGAGAGUUUUCUGAUUUAUUUCUACAACUUAUUGGUUGUAUUCAUUUGCAACAAGAUGCUGGAAAGUUAUCAGUUUUAAGAGAGAAAGUUUUGCAAGACUUUAAGGAUAUAGUUCAAGAAAUGUCUGAAGUACAGGUUGUACUUGUUGCUGGUAUCUGCAUUUUUAUUCUUUCAAAAAAUAAACUUUACAAUGAUCGUACCAUCGAGAGCAUAUCAGAUGAUGAAUCAGACACAUGGCAUCUUAUUCUUUCAUUGAGCGUUGGAAUUUUGCAAACACUAGUUGUGUUAUCUGUUGAAGUGAUUGGUACAAAUGAUUUAUCUUGUGAGAAAAUGAAAUUUUUACCUGGCAUAAAAGUGUUUUGCGAUUGGAUAAUUUGUAAUAAUCUGAAUUUGUUUGAAGAAAAGCAACUUCGAGAUAAUCUUGAAUUAUUCCAUGGCUUGGCAAGACUUGGUAAUCUACUCCAAGAAAUGUAUCCUGAAAAAGAAAAAUCAUGUAUGCCUUUAUUGGAAGAUUGGCAACUUUUUGGAAUUCUCAGUCUUAGAAAAGUGCACAAGCGUUUUGAUUUUAAAGUGCAACUAAAUAAAGUGAGUAAUGAAGAACAAUAUUCAAUUCGUACUACCAGAAUCAUACAGUUUUUAGAAUGGUUGACACAGCAGCAUAUUCCUUCUAAGUUUAUCUCCAAAGAUGAAAAUACUGGUGAUUUUAUCUGUUUAGCACAGACUCGUAUUGAAGACAAUGUUACUGUAAACCCAGAUGCUUUUGGUAUGGCCGUCAAAGGACUUUUCGAUGUUCUUCCAAAUAUUCACCAGAAAAAGAAUGAUUCACGAAGCAAAUCACCAUUUUCUGAAAAUAGAUCUUUAUUUCGAACUGAUUCUGAAGAAUGUGGCAUUCAGGAUUUAUCUUCUGUGAGGGGUCCUAUUAACUCAUAUUCACUUUUUGAUACUAUGUGGAAUGCUAAUUUGCAGAAUGUAUCUCCAGGAGAUCAUUCUAAAGAAACAUCUCCGAUGAUGCCUUUAAGUAGUUUAUUUCCUGUUUCCGGUCAAACUUAUAUGGGUUCAGCACAGCUACCUGUUGGUUCAGCUCCUAUUAAUAGAUCUACUGAUCAUCAAUAUCAACCUUCAUCUUCACCACAACAGCUUUUUACCCAAUCUCAGCCGCUUGCAAGACACACCUUAUACAGUCAAGAUCGUUCUGAUCAAUUACCUACUCAAUUGAAAUCCCUCCAUUUAAGUUCAUCUGUGCCUAACUCUAUGGUUCAAUCACCUAUGAGUCCUAUCAAUCAGCAUUCUCUUUCAUUUGUUGAGCAACAAAAACAAAGCGCAUCUCCUAUGAAGUCUGUUGUAAACUCUCAAUACUCCUAUAACCAUCAAGUGCAGCCUGGUUUUAUAAAUAAUCAUCUAGUGCACCCAAACUCUUUUGUAAAUCAAUUCCCAAGCUCAUCAAGUCCAAAUUUUGGUGUAAUUGGGCAGACUGCUGUAAGAGCACCACCUGGUAUUACUGGUAAUUCUAUGCCUUCCCCUGUGAAAAAUAAUCAUCAAGGUGUCUCAGGUUUAUCUGCGGUAUCUGAAGACAACUGGGUUUCCUCUAACGGUCUUCCUAUUGCUUCAAGCAGUCGAAGUAUCUGGAGUUCCAACUUUGCGAUGGGUCAAGGUGCGCUCUCCCCACUGGAGCAGCUUCUUCAGGAACAAAAGCGUCAUCAGCGCCCAAAAUAGUUUAAUGGCGAAGAAUAGGUUUUUUGGCUUCAGUAAGGCCUUCAGUAUGGUGGAUUUUCCUGCUUUUUGCUGUAUGCGUUGUUUCAGUAUAUCGCUUAAUGUAUUAAUGCAAAGGUUUCACCUGUUUAAAGCAUGAGUGAUGUUCAAUAUGUUUGCUCUUAUGCACAUGGUUAUCAUCGAGUGCAUUCUUGUUAGUGCUCAUUCUUAGCCAAAUCUGUUUCGCUCCACCGCGUUAUUGUUAAACGAGCUUUGAUCUGAGUAUGAAGUCGCACGUCCAGUGGAAAUUAUCUUGAUCUGUAAAUCUAAUUUUUAGUUAUCCAUCUUUCCAAUGGAUAAUAAAUAUAAAUUUGGAAUUUA
Messenger RNA from Hydra vulgaris (swiftwater hydra), 2924 nucleotides. Its product is annotated as nonsense-mediated mRNA decay factor SMG7. Gene Ontology annotation, cellular component: telomerase holoenzyme complex. Gene Ontology annotation, molecular function: protein binding; telomeric repeat DNA binding; telomerase RNA binding. Lineage: Eukaryota; Metazoa; Cnidaria; Hydrozoa; Anthoathecata; Hydridae. Gene Ontology annotation, biological process: nuclear-transcribed mRNA catabolic process, nonsense-mediated decay. The record is from RefSeq and is a predicted model, not a curated record.